Molecule: messenger RNA, 735 nt
Organism: Ilex paraguariensis (yerba mate)
Lineage: Eukaryota; Viridiplantae; Streptophyta; Magnoliopsida; Aquifoliales; Aquifoliaceae
Source: the annotation of a GenBank genome assembly
AUGUCCCAUCACUUUCCUAGAUGGGUCUGUCAUGGAGAAGAUCCUCCAGAGGCGAAGCUUGCGCAUGCGAAAUAUGCAGAGAGCUUGGUUGACUAUAUGGGUGAAAUGGUCAUAUCACAGUCUUUAUCCGAAUGCAAUAGUACUUCAAUAUCCAUGCCUUGUUUUCCUACAACUUUGAGAUCACAUAGUCUCCCUUCUGGUUUGAAUGAAGUUUCAACCGGACCUGUUGCUUCUUGUGACCAGAAUGACUUGAUGUGGGUACAGCCUGGAGAUAUAAAUGGUUUGAAGGGGCAGCUGGUAAAGUUGCUUGAACUGUCAGGAGGAUGUCUGUCUCUUACUCGUGUACAUGCUGAGUACCAGAAAAUUUUUGGGAGGCCUCUUUACAUUUCAGAAUACGGGGGAAGUCAAACUUGUGAAUCUUCUCAAGAAAGUGACGCCCUGGUUUUGGUAAAUUCUGUUUUGGGGGUUUCUGAUUGCCCCUGGUCUUGCCUGGAAUAUUUAAGACAGAUUAAAGAGUUAUUAGGGGAUUUGAACUAUCAACUGAAGCACAUUUUUCAUGGGGCCAACAAUGUUGCUGAUAGGCUUGCAAAUCAAGCUGUGCUGGAGAGGAGAUCUACUGCUUCUUCGAUUCAUUUGCAGCUUCCUAGCGAGGUUAGGUCUGCUCUGCGUAAUGAUCAAAUGGGAUUACCGAUUUUGCGUAAAAAGAAAAGGCUUAUGUUUGAUGAUAAGGGCUGA